Messenger RNA from Sebastes umbrosus (honeycomb rockfish), 521 nucleotides. RefSeq names its product NADH:ubiquinone oxidoreductase subunit A6 (gene ndufa6). The record is from RefSeq and is a predicted model, not a curated record. Bases 38 to 424 code for a protein of 128 amino acids. NCBI's taxonomy places the organism in Eukaryota, Metazoa, Chordata, Actinopteri, Perciformes, Sebastidae. Gene Ontology annotation, biological process: response to oxidative stress. The transcript has 3 exons.
CAGUAGAACCGGAAGCGCCGUAGUGACAGCAGUAGACAUGGCGUCCACCGCGGCGACCCGAGCAGCAGCUGGAGCUUCUAGAGUUGUUAAACCCAUCUUUAGCCGCGACCUGGACGAAGCUAAGCGCCGGGUCCGGGAGCUGUACCGAGCCUGGUACCGAGAGGUCCCCAACACAGUGGCAGUGUUUCAGCUGGACAUCCCAGUGCGUCAGGGAAGAGACAAAGUGAGGGAGAUGUUCGACAAAAACAAGCACGUCACUGACCCCCGUGUGAUCGACAUGUUAGUCAUUAAGGGGAAAAUGGAACUCCAGGAAACGAUCCACGUCUGGAAGCAGAAGACCCACGUAAUGCGCUAUUUUAACGAGACUCAGGAGCCUCGCGGCACAGACUUCCUGUCCAAAUUCUACGUGGGUCAUGACCCAUGAACUGUGUGACUGUCUGCUGACCUCUGACCCCUCUUUGCUUGUAUCCAGUGUGACAGAUGUUCCCCUUUACUGUAAAUACACACUUAACACUCACAUA